Molecule: messenger RNA, 2200 nt
Organism: Phymastichus coffea
Lineage: Eukaryota; Metazoa; Arthropoda; Insecta; Hymenoptera; Eulophidae
Product: probable cytochrome P450 6a14
Exons: 6
Coding region: 37-1602 (521 amino acids)
Molecular function (GO): heme binding; monooxygenase activity; iron ion binding
Source: RefSeq, a predicted model, not a curated record
UCAAUUAUUUUUUAAACUUAUUAAUUAUCUACAGAAAUGUUUGAAUUAGGAGAACAAAUAUUACACUCAAAAGUACUUUGGUUAAUUAGUGCAGUUAUUCUCUUUUAUUUAUAUCUGAAAAGAAAAGUUUAUUCAUAUUGGCGAAAGAAAAAAAUACCUCAUGACGAUUUCACAGUGCUCACUGGCAUAUUCGGUAUAGAUUUUUUUACAAAAAAAAUUACUUUAGGUAAUGUAAUGAAAAGAAGUUAUAGAAAAUUUAAAAAGUAUCCUUUCCAUGGUUUAUACGUUUUCUACAACCCAGUCUUGAUGAUCAACGACCCUGAGCUUAUUAGAAACGUAUUAGUAAAGGAUUUUACAUAUUUCUGCGAUCGAGGUCUAUAUUCAAACCACAAAUGUGAUCCAUUGAGUGCACACAUAUUCUUAUUAAAUGGAGAUGUUUGGAGGACUAUGAGAGCUAAAUUAUCACCAUCUUUUACUUCUGGGAAGCUCAAACAAAUGUUUCCUAUUUUAAAGAAUAUUGCAGAUGAAAUGAUCAAAGUAAUCAAUGAAAAUUUAUCGGAGACCGAUAAUCUUGAACUUAAAGAUCUUAUUGCCAGAUAUACUACAGAUACAAUUUUCAGCUUAGCUUUUGGCUUAGACAGUUACUGUCUUAGGAAUCCUGACAAUAUAUAUCGUCAUUAUGGUCAAUUGCUUGCAGAAAAUAGUAUAGUCCGAGCUGCUUUAGGAUUUUUCGCUCCCUGUGUUUUGGAUUUUUUUCGGAUACCUUUAAUAAACCCUCAAAUCACGUCAUUUUUUGUAAAAUUGUUUCAAGAUAUGGUUGAUCAAAGAAGAGCAGGCAAAAUCAGUAGAAAAGAUUUUUUGGGUUCAUUAAUGGAUCUUAUGGAUUAUGAACAAAUGAUAACUGAAGUUAUGGGAGACUCUGUAAAUGGAAUAAAUGAAGAAAAGAUUGCAAGACGACUUGAACCAUUAGAAGCCAUAGCUCAAGCCAUAGUUUUUUUCUUGGCUGGAUUUGAAACGUCGUCUUCAAUAGCUACGCACUGCAUUUACGAAUUAGCUCUGAAUCCUGAUGUACAAGAUAAGCUAUAUGAAGAAAUAUUUAAUUCGAACAAAAAUUGUAAUGAAUUAACUUAUGAAGUGUUAAUGGAACUAAAAUAUCUUGACAUGACUUUUCACGAAACAAUGCGGAAACAUCCAUCUGUACCGUUUUUGAAUCGAGUUUGUGUAAAAGACUACCAAGUUCCAAACUCAAAUUUUAUUAUUGAAAAAGGUACACGUAUUAUAAUUUCAGUUUCUGGCAUUCACGAUAAUGAAGAUAUUCACUCUGAUCCACAAAAGUUUGAUCCAAUGAGAUUUAGUAAGGAAAAUAUUGCAUCCCAAAAUACCUUUUCUUACUUACCAUUUGGUCAAGGCCCAAGAAGUUGCAUAAGUAAGGGUCUAGGAAAACUUCAAACUAAAAUGGUUCUAUUUCACUUGAUUCUGCAUUAUAAAUUUUCUCUUUGUAAUAAAACUCCAGUUACAGCUGAAUAUGCGACAGAGUCUAUAUUUCAAACACCUAAAAAUGGUAUUUAUUUAAAAGUUGAUAAACGAAAGAUUGCUUUAUAGUUUUUUUUACAUGUGAUUUAAACGUUACAUUUUAUACCCUUAGAUGCUAAAUAAAAUAUUUAUUUAAAGAAUGUACAUACCAAAAAUAACGACUUAUUCCAAUCAAAUGAAAAUCCAGUCGAGUAUAUAUUUGGAUUUCUGUUAAUUGUUAUUUUUUUAUAAACACAUAUGCAACGAGAUAUAGCAAAUAAUAUUUUAUGUAAUUAUAAAAGAAUUGAAUUUGUUUAAACAAUAUAUUUUUUCUCAAAAAAAGUAACACAUUGCAUAACUUACACAACAUCAGUCAGGAUAAUCCAGAAAGGUUAACAAAGAGAGCGACUGAGAGCUCAGUGACUUCGAAGUCGAUAAUGUAACCGUUCACGUAACGUAGCGAACCUUCUCAUGGCCAACCCUCACCUGCAUCUGCAUCGAUCUCUCGUAAGUACAACUACCAAUACAAAUGAAAACGACGAGUUUGCUAAAGCUGAAUCAAUCGGACGGUAAGAUCCAAUUCAAAGGUCUCUCACUGCUCCUGCAUGCGCCACUCACGGCAUUUUGAUAAGAAACCAAGAUAAAUUAACGAACAAAACAACUCUUAUAUCCCAAGGAUGAACAUAUA